Messenger RNA from Bactrocera dorsalis (oriental fruit fly), 3538 nucleotides. RefSeq names its product mucin-2. Gene Ontology annotation, cellular component: extracellular region. Gene Ontology annotation, molecular function: chitin binding. The record is from RefSeq and is a predicted model, not a curated record. The transcript has 2 exons. Bases 139 to 3189 code for a protein of 1016 amino acids. NCBI's taxonomy places the organism in Eukaryota, Metazoa, Arthropoda, Insecta, Diptera, Tephritidae.
CAAACAACUCUAAUUUAAUUAGAGUUAAACAAUAUUUUCCGACCAGUAUAUAAAUGGAAUUUGGCCCUAUAUGAAGCAAUAAAGGUUUGCCUUCUGCCAAGGAAGUAUAUUUUGCUGAACUAAAUUUAAUAUAUAAGGAUGUUAAGAGUGAUAACGCUAGCUAUUUUUGUGCUAGCUGCAGAAGGAGGUAACGUGAAAGAAACGCGAUGUAUCAAAGAGGUGAUAGGAAAAAGGUUAGCUCACCAAACCGAUUGUUCUAAAUUUGUGCAUUGUAUUAAUACAUCAUUCGGACGUGUUCAGAAUUGUCCUAGUGGAUUAGCAUUUAAUGCUCAAGAUGAAGUAUGUGAUUAUCCAUCACGCGCUGGUUGCUUCAAAGAAAGGUCUUCCUUUCUAAAAACCACUUGCGAAUGUGACUGCAGUGUGUGUUGUCCAGGAUGUAAUUCAGAUAUCACUCCAACAGCACCUACUAUAAGUCCUUCUACAACUUCAACGCCUUGCAAUACUCCAAUCCAAUCAUCCUCCCAAACUCAUUCAAAUCAAAUUACUCCGGAACCAACGUCAAAUCCAAACCCAUCACCCACCCCUACUCAAACUGUAACACCAACACCAAUAGUUUGGGAUACAACAACUCCAACUCAAUCACCAUCUCAAACUCAAUCGACUCCGGAAACAACGUCAAAUCCAAACCCAUCACCAACACCAAUAGCUUGGGAUACAACAACUCCAACUCAAUUACCAUCUCAAACUCCAUCGACUCCGGAAACAACGUCAAAUCCAAACCCAUCACCAACCCCUGCUCAAACUAUAACACCAACACCAAUGGCUUGCAAUACAUCGAGUUCAACUCAGUCACCAUCGCAAACUCCAUCGACUCCGGAAUCAACGUCAAAUCCUAAUUCAUCACCGACCCCUGCUCAAACGAGAACACCAACACCAAUAGCUUGGGAUACAACAACUCCAACUCAAUCACCAUCUCAAACUCCAUCGACUCCGGAAACAACGUCAAAUCCAAACCCAUCACCAACUCCUGCUCAAACGAUAACACCAACACCAAUAGCUUGGGAUACAACAACUCCAACUCAAUCACCAUCUCAAACUCCAUCGACUCCGGAAUCAACGUCAAAUCCUAAUUCAUCACCGACCCCUACUCAAACUGUAACACCAGCAAUAACAACUUGCGAUACAUCAAGUCCAACUCAAUCAUCAUCGCAAACUCCAUCGACUCCGGAAUCAACGUCUAAUCCAAACUCAUCACCAACAUCUUCUCAAAUGAUAACACCAACACCAAUAGCUUGCGAUACAUCAAGUCCAACACAAUCACCAUCGCAAACUCCAUCGAAUCCAAUUAGUCCGGAACCAACGUCUAAUCCAAACCCAUCACCGACCCCUGCUCAAACGAUAUCACCAACACCAAUAGCUUGGGAUACAACAACUCCAACUCAAUCACCAUCUCAAACUCCAUCGACACCCGAAUCAACGUCUAAUCCAAACUCAUCACCAACAUCUUCUCAAACGAUAACACCAACACCAAUAGCUUGCUAUACAUCAAGUCCAACUCAAUCACCAUCGCAAACCCCGGAACCAACGUCAAAUCCUAAUUCAUCACCAUCUCCAACUGAAACGUUAACACCAACACCAAUAGUUUGGGAUACAACAAGUCCAACUCGAUCAACUCCGGAACCAACUUCAAAUCCUAUUUCAUCACCAUCUCCAACUGAAACGUUAACACCUACACCAAUAGCUUGGGAUACAACAAGUUCAACUCAAACACCAUCUCAAACUCCAUCGACACCGGAAUCAACGUCUAAUCCAAACUCAUCACCAACAUCUUCUCAAACGAUAACUCCAACACCAAUAGCUUGCGAUUCAUCAAGUCCAACUCAAUCAUCAUCACAAACUCCAACGAAUCCAAUUAGUCCGAAACCAACGUCUAAUCCAAGCCCAUCACCAACCCCUGCUCAAACGAUAACACCAACUCCAUCGAAUCCAAUUAGCCCGGAACCAACGUCUAAUCCAAACCCAUCACAAACUCCUGCUCAAACGAUAACACCAACACCUAUAGCUUGCGAUACAUCGAGUUCAACUCAAUCACCAUCGCAAACCCCGGAACCAACGUCAAAUCCUAAUUCAUCACCAUCUCCAACUGAAACGUUAACACCAACACCAAUAGUUUGGGAUACAACAAGUCCAACUCGAUCAACUCCGGAACCAACUUCAAAUCCUAUUUCAUCACCAUCUCCAACUGAAACGUUAACACCUACACCAAUAGCUUGGGAUACAACAAGUUCAACUCAAACACCAUCGCAAACUGCAUCGACUCCGGAACCAACUUCAAAUCCUAAUUCAUCACCAUCUCCAACUGAAACGUUAACACCAACACCAAUAGUUUGGGAUACAACAAGUCCAACUCAAUCGACUUUGGAACCAACUUCAAAUCCUAUUUCAUCACCAUCUCCAACUGAAACGUUAACACCAACACCAAUAGCUUGGGAUACAACAAGUCCAACUCAAACACCAUCGCAAACUGCAUCGACUCCGGAACCAACUUCAAAUCCUAAUUCAUCACCAUCUCCAACUGAAACGUUAACACCAACACCAAUAGUUUGGGAUACAACAAGUCCAACUCAAUCGACUUUGGAACCAACUUCAAAUCCUAUUUCAUCACCAUCUCCAACUGAAACCUUAACACCUACACCAAUAGCUUGGGAUACAACAACUCAGACAACGAUAGCCACAACUGACGGUACCUUCACAAUACCUGGACCCACACAACACACUUCUGAUUGCGAUCCAUUGUGUUGUAAUGUAAAAGAUGGUUCCACUAGUAUUUUGGAGGGAAAUUGUCAAAAAUUCGUGGUUUGUGUUGGUGGCAAGGAAAGUAUUUUUACUUGCUCCAAUAAUUUGCUGUUUAAUUCCGUAACUGGCGAAUGCGAUUAUCCAGGAAAUGUAAAUUGUCCCUGGCCUCAAGAUCCACCAAGUGGUCCGUCGGCAGGACCAUCUGGAACUCAUUGUGAAACUGGAGGUCGGUGCGUUGGGCAGCAGGACGGCACCUCUUUUGCUAUCGAAACUUGCAGCACAGACUAUAUUGUGUGCCAGUGUGAGUGUGAAGUGAGGCGUAGUUGCCCAUCACUAUUAAUGUUCAACUAUAAUUUGGGGGUCUGUGAUUGGCCAACGAGUUUCGGAUGCUAACAUAUUUUAAAUACUUUUACUACCAUACCGAAGGAUGUUUACUGAAUAUUAUUGUCUUACGUUAUAUUAUGUCUGAAUGGCAAUGCCAUUUGAUACUGUAUAUAAACAUAGCAAAUUCAAAUUCAAUUUUUCCUCUCAAACUAUACCAACAUUUUUAGAUUCCGCAUUAUUAGUCAAAAUAAAAAUGUACAUAUGUAUAUGACUGCUUACCCAUAAAUUUUUGAACUGUUUAAAGCCAAUUGCAUAUCUUCAGCUAUAUUUAUCACUUAACAAGGAAAUCGGUUUUUCUAACCAAAAUUAUAAGUAUGUAUGUUCAAUUCUUAAAUAUAUCUAUCAUUUUGAAACUGUA